Molecule: messenger RNA, 2159 nt
Organism: Saimiri boliviensis boliviensis (Bolivian squirrel monkey)
Lineage: Eukaryota; Metazoa; Chordata; Mammalia; Primates; Cebidae
Gene: CCDC116
Product: coiled-coil domain containing 116
Cellular component (GO): centrosome
Source: RefSeq, a predicted model, not a curated record
AGAGGAGUGCGCGGCUGAAGAGAGAGGUGGGCAGCAGGCCCAACCACCUGCAUCAUGGCGAGGUGCCGCCACCACUCGGGCUACAUGGCCGACGACGAGGCCCGCCACUCCAUGUACAGUGCACGAGUGCAGCCACCCGAGAAGCCACUGGUCCCAGAAAUGGGGCCAGCCUCCAAGCUGGGCCAUGUGCCACACCCACCAUCCACAUGUGGCAACUCAGCGCUCCAGGGCCAACGCCGAAACAAGAGGCACCCUCAGCCCUUUGGCCACUUUCUGGAUUUCCUGACUGAGAGCCAGGUCCUGGACAGCUUGGAGACAGUGGUGGAGGAGGCAACUGAGCGCAUUACUGCCAUGAAGACGGAGGCUGGGGUGCCACUGGUGGAGGUGCAAGACCCAGUGGAGGUGCCAAGUGGUGGGCGGCGGGCCCGUGCCCGGCCCAGCCUCAGCACCGUGCACCGGCACCGUGCACAGCCAAGCCUCUGCACUGGACACCCCAACAACUACCCAUCCAGCUCCAGCUCUAUGUCCGACUCCCAUAGCAGCCUCAUGGCUGGCUGGCUGGGCCCCCAUGGCAGGGACAGUAACCUGGGGGCCCAAGGCUUGGGCUCAUUGCCACCUGUGAGGGACAAACUCCUGCUGGAGAAGAACCUCAGGCGGCUGCUACAGCUGGAGAGGAAAGGGAAAGGCCUCAAUCAGUCCUGCUCCCAUAGAAACUCCCUGCUGUGGGAUUCGCUGGGCAGCUGGACCAGCUGCCAGUGGACCCAGGAGCAGCCCCCAUCCUGGUUCUCAGGGCUGCUGGGCUCAAGCUCUGGCGUGCCUGAAGCAUCAAAGCUGAGGCCUGGAGAACGGGAGCGGAUCUUCCACAAGCAAGAGUUCCACAAGGAGCUGAAGUCGUUACUGAGCCAGCUGGAGUCCCUCAACCUGCCUGGCUACUGUCCACUCCGUGAGCCCCAUCACAUGCUGGACUUCCUGGCCGAGCACCGCCUCUUCCCCGCCCUGCAGAGCGUGGUCAGUCAGGCUGUGGACAAGCUCCGUGGUGCCUGCUGCGGUGACGGCCGCCCUCUGUUCCCCACCAGCUUGGAGCCCAACUCAGAGCUGCAGGGACAGGGCAAUCUGCAGCCUCCAGGCUCUGAGCCAGCCAAUCCCACCAACGCGGAACAGCCCCAUGCUUCCCCCUAUCCCACAGCCUCCAGCCCCAAGAUGCCUCACAGAAAACACAAGGACAGAGGAGGCUACCCCUCCAGGUCUAGUGCCCAGGUGGCCACCAGAUUCAAGCUCAAGAGCCCCAGCGGCAGCAGAUUCACAAAGAAGAAGCCACUGCCCUCCAUCUCGUCGAAGUCCAGCAUGUCCCACUUCUCCAACCGCUCUUACGAGGAGCUCGUUGACUUCCUCACCCAGCAGGCAGCCUCCCUGAUCAUCUGCAAGUAUCAGUUUGAAAAGGACCUCAAUAAGCAGCUGGGCUUCUUCUCCUUCCCUGUCACCCAAGUGCUCAGGGACCUUUCCCUGGGCUUAAAGAAGGUGAAAGACUCCCGCAUCCACCAGUCCUCAGAGACCCGUCUUAGCUGCCUGCUGCGUAAGCUAGAGGAGGCCAAAAGGGCCCGGCAGGACUUCCCGCUCAGCACCUCCCACCGCAGCCCAGAGACACCCUCUGUGCAGCAGGAGCUGGCCACCCACACCACCCAGGACCAGACCACAGAGCCCUGCCACUCUCUUUACACCAACUUGCCAGCCAGCCGACAGCUCAGCCCAUGGGAGCCCAGGCUCUCGGUGUCCGCCUGCACUGGCGUGGGUUCCAGUCCCCCCGGGUCCAAGGACUUGGACAGUGAGGGCCAUGAUGAGGUCAAGCUUGAAGAUGAAGAUGAGGAUGAGGAUGAGGAUGAGGAGCAGGAUGAGGACGGGGAUGAGGAUGGAGUCCAGAGCCUCCCAGAGCCUGGAGAGGAGGCCUCGGUCAGCCACCCUGUGGACCUGGGCCACAGUGACCCAUCUUGAGGUCCCCACUGGCCACUUGAUUCCCUGCUCUGUCAGAGUUGCUGCUCAUCACACCAGCCCCUGCCCCGAGCAGGAGUCAGCGUGGGCUGAAUGCCCACAAGGAGCUCCGCUGAGACUCUCAGGGGAGCCAGUGAAAGACACAGAAAUAAAGCCUGUGUUGCUGAGACACA